CCAGGCCCUGGACUUACCAGGGCCCCGUACUUGAUUUAAUGCUCCGUUGUUGCCAUCUUAAAAUUCCUAAUAAUUCUGGAACCAGGGCAUUUUCAUUUUGCACUGGGCCCUGCAAGUAGCUGGUCUUGUCCAGAGAAAGCCUCGUCACGCCUGAACCGCAUGGGACUGCCCAUGCUGGCCACAGGACAUUGGCUAUUCAUAAAGGGGACGACCAGCUCUGAAAACCUAGAUGGAAAUUAGCCCAGACUGGCGCGGCUGUCGGGGCUAUGCUGUGGUUUAGAGAAGGGCAGGCCUGUCAGCUGUGGGUGAGUAAAGAAAAGGGCGUUGUCUUCACAUGGAACAGAAACGGGGACUACACAUUCAGCUGUAUGUUAUGAGGAUGAACUUCAGCAAGUUUUCAGCACCAUAAUCGACUGACCACAUGAUGCCCUGGCCUCAGCUUCUCUUGUUUUCUGACCAGGUCUGAGGACAAUACCAAGAGGCUAAAGAAGGAAGCAGACAAGUGCCAAGAAGAGCAGAAGAGGGAGACGGGGUGAGCGGACCCUCGGGGAGGAGGCUCCAGCCUCAGGCCCAGCAGCAGCGGGAGAGACCGCCCAGCGGGACGGGGCCAUGUGGCUGCCAUCAGUUCUGCUGCUUCUCUGUGUCCCAGGCUCUUUGUCUCUGAGUGGCCCCAGCAACGUGAUGGGCACUGUGGGGGGAUCCCUGAGCGUGCAGUGUCGGUACGAGGAGGAAUACAGGACGUUUACCAAAUACUGGUGCAGACAACCAUGCUUGCCACUUUGGCAGCAGAUUGUGGAGACCACAGAGUCUGAGACAGAGGUGAGGAGCGGCCGGGUGUCCAUCAUGGACCACACUGAGGACCUCACCUUCACCGUGACCUUGGAGAACCUCACUGCAGACGACACAGGAAAGUACAGGUGUGGGAUUGCAACGAUACUGCGGGAGAAAGGACUCCAGGGCUUCCUGCCUGAUCCUUUUUUCCAGGUUCAAGUGUUUGUUUUCCCAGCCUCCAGCAGCAAAAGCUCUACGUGGACACCUGGACGUUCCAGCCAACAACAAGGGUUCCUGCUCCUCAUAUUCCUGAAGGUGCCCCUGCUCCUGAUAAUGCUCAGCGCCGUCCUCUGGGUGAACAGGCCUCAGAGGGUAAUUUGUGGAGAAACAGAGCCAGCCUGACCAAGACAACCUGCGGCCAUCCUUGCCCAUCCACAUCCUGUCCAGAGACACAGCUGCGCAGACUAGAGAAGAAGGAAUUUCAGACCCUGAACCUUAUAUCUUUUUUCACCUUAUUGCCAGAGACUUUAAAAACAAACUGUA
Ceratotherium simum simum (southern white rhinoceros) is the source of this 1314-nucleotide messenger RNA. Lineage: Eukaryota; Metazoa; Chordata; Mammalia; Perissodactyla; Rhinocerotidae. The record is from RefSeq and is a predicted model, not a curated record.